GCUGGAUAUGAAGUGGUGUAGAGUUACAAUAUAUUUACAGUAGUGGAAACCUGGGAUCAAAACAACCUCCGAGGGAGAGGGAAAUAUCAGCCAAUUUGUGUUCACCUGGAACUUGAAGCCUCUCAAAGGACCCGUGGGUGGUCCUCAGACCUCACUUUGGAAACCCUCCUGCCUCAGCCUCAUGCAGUUUGAACUCCAUGAGAAGAUUACAUCUCCUGUCUAUGAGGAGAGCCAGGGUUGGAUUGUAAGGGAGGCUUGGUCGCUGAAAAGGUGGAGUAAAUAGUGUGUGAAAAUACCAAAACAAGCUAUCCACAGGUGUGUCGGAUGAAAGAACAGAUUUGUCCCUUCGGUGAAGCUCGGAUAAUACGGAUUUGUGAUGGAGUGGCGCGAGCAGUCCGAGGUCAGCUGCGACGAGGCGUACUUGGAGGCACAGAGAUGGAUUGAGGCAGUAACCAAGAAAACACUUGGGAGCGACGACUUCCGAUCAGCGUUGGAGAAUGGAGUUCUGCUGUGUGAUUUGAUCAACAACAUCAAGCCUGGAAUCAUCAAGAGAGUUAACAGGCUGCCUACACCUAUAGCUGGACUGGACAACCUGAACGUCUUCCUCAAGGCUUGCGGGAAGUUAGGACUAAAGGAAGCGCAGCUCUUUCACCCAGGAGAUCUUCAAGAUUUAUCAACAAGAGUAACAGUCAAGCAUCAAGAGACCAACAGGAGACUGAAAAAUGUUUUGAUCACCAUAUAUUGGCUGGGAAGAAGAGCUCAGUGUGACCGUAUCUAUGAUGGGCCUUACCUGAAUUUGAAGGCAUUCGAGGGCUUAUUGGGCACAGCGCUAUACAAGGCUCUGCAGGAAUCGCCCAGUCAGAAAGGCAGCAGUGUCAGAGACAGCGGUUUUGGAGAUAGCUGGUACUCAGAGAGAGAGGAGCUCUUCCAACUGAGAGAAGGAGGAGGAGGAGGAGGAGACAGACACCGGAGAGACGACUCCCUGGACAGCUUGGACUCUUUGGGCUCCCGACCCCAGAGCAUCUCAUCUGAGAUCACUCUUAAAGGCAGCGUCGAGGCUCCAGGUUUUUGCAGCGACACCGAGGUAGACUCUGUCUUCAGGAUGGCAGAGAACAAGGACGGUCUUAGUUACCGGCGGUCAGUAGUCAUCACACCCAAGGCCACCGCCCAGUUCAACCAGUUCCUUCCCAGUAAAGACAAAGCGUCAGCCUACGUGCCGGCUCCGCUGAGGAAGAAACGGGCCGAGCGCAAUGAGGACCACCGGCGCAGCUGGGCCAACCCCAUAUACACAGAGGAUGAAGGCGCACUGACCAGCGACUGCUCUGGCCAAAGUCAAGUAUCCCAGAGUGCCUUGCCUGCGGCUCAUGUACCGUUGGCCUACGAGUAUGAAAGCGGCAGCGACUCUGACGCAGAACGACCGGACCCCGACCUUGUUCUGGACGACCUGGCCAGCAGACGCUUCCACAGCCCCUCCCCGGCUCCUCCAACCAACUUCGCCUUGCCCGCCACUCCCCUGGCAGCAGGAAGGGCGCCUGCCGGUAGCGGGGGCCCCUGGCCUAAGGUCAAUAUGACCCCCAAUGUUGCCCCUCCACAGAAUGUGACCUGCCUCAGCAGCGGCGUCAACAGUGGGGAAAUGCAGCCCCCCCGGCAGGGCUCCGAGAGGGAGGACCACCGCCGGCCCGUGUCCACCGACAGCCUGUUCAGGGAGAUUUACGGUGACUCUGACGAUGAGGACGAGGAGGAGGGCUAUGCUGACCCCGUCCAAGAUGACCUCUACUCUCGCAAGAUGGGCAUCAAACCUCAGCCUGUUGCCAAAGUGUCUUAUGACAAGUUUUUACCAAAGUUCUGGAGCCCUGAAGAAGACGUUCACAUACAGAAGAUUAAAAUGGGCUCUCAGAAGAGACCCUGGUACAAGAAGAUACAAGGCUUCAGCCAUAAGAAGUCGGGCUCUUCGUCAGAUGAUUCGGACUGUGACACCAUUCCUUGGCUCUCCCCCGCCACCCCCUCUCACUCCGGCCCCUCCCCCUCUCACUCCCACACACACGAGGCCUCGGCUCACACCACCCUCGUUGUGGGGAAAAGGUCGAUAAAGCUGCAUGAUUGUGACAAUGAAGGAAUGAUUUUGAUCAAAAUCAGUUUGAAUCAAAUAUCACUACUGUGGCUGCUCAAUGUAUCUCGUCCUCCUUUUCUUGCUCUUCGAUCCAUUUCACAUGCAUGCACUCAUCACCUCUCUGUCCUUUUUCUCUUCUUCUGCCCAACCUGCAGUCCUCAUAUUCAAGCACACACUCUCCCACAGUUCCCCAAGAUACAGUCCCCUCUGUUAGAGACCCCCCCUCUGGUGUUUGCCCCAGUGGACCCUGCCUCGGGUCCCAGGCUGGUCAAAUGUGAGAGGUGGCCCCUCUUAGGGCGCCAAGACCCCAGGGAGCCCCCGGAUAUCUUUGAUUAUGACAGCAUAGUCCCUGAUUUGGAGAAUGAUGACAUGUUUACCAGGCGAACCCUUACCUUCCAGUCCAACACAGACAUGGCUUUGAUGAAGACGCAGCUGUCUGCUCACCGUCGUCUCUACACCUCUGAGCCGCAACUCAACAUCAUCACCCAGCGACACGGCAUCACAGAGGACAGCGAGUUCCCUGAUAUCGAGCAGGACGACGUUGUUUAUCGUAAGGAGAAAUCUCAGAAGGAACAGCGGCCCCUCUCCGGAGCCCCUGACAACUACGCCCCUAUGUCCAUCCCAGAGCCAUGGGAUCUGCCUCCUGAGCUCAAAGCCAGACUCCUGUGCCCCCCAUGUCCUCUGAUCAAGGAGGUAGCAGCAAACAAACAGAAUGAGGAUUCGAAUGAGAUGCGUCCUAAAACGGAUGACAUGCUGGUCAGGAAAUGUGGAGUUUGUUCUGAUCAGAGCCAGAGCUCUCUGAUGACGCCCUCAGUGCCUUCUUUCUGUAGUGAAGGUGACCUGCAGAAAUGGAAGGCUAUCAGGGAAGCCAGUCAGCUGAGACAUAGGAAGAGGCUCAUGGUGGAGAGGCUGGCUGCUCUGAGGUUGAAGGAGAAGAUUUCUGUAACAGUGCCUGUUGGUUUCUCCUCACCUUGUAGACCGACCGAGUUUCUACAGCACCGAAUGCAAGAGAGUAUCGACGGGAGUAAAUCAACAAGUGAUAUCCAGGUUGAGCCCAGUGUCAACCGGCAGGUUCGAUACGAAGAGCUUCAGCAGGUUCGGGAGAAGACAAAGGAAAGUGAUGAUAGGUGGCAGGAUGACCUGAGCAAAUGGAAGAACCGACGCAGGAGUGUCAACUCUGAUAUCGUGAAGAAGAAAGAGGAAAGGGAGAAGGUAGAGGAGACUACGUACAGCAGCAGCGGCAGCAGCAGCAACAGAAGGUCCAAGACCCUCAAGGAGAUGCAAGAGGACAGAGGAAAUAAAGGAAGGAACAGCAUCGGCAGCCGUAUGUCAUCUCUGUCUUACCAGGACGACGACGAAGUCUUUGAUAAACCUGUCACUUCCCCACGUAUCCGAACCCUUCCUGCCAGGAGCUACACUAUUGACACUCCUUACCAUUCCUCUGAGCCUUCUCUGAAAGAGGUCGAACCCCCCGCUGCCUCCCCAGCUACUGGCAGGGCCGCCUCCCCUCCCACCUCACGGGAAGUUGACAUUGUGGAUAGAUCUGCAGGCAGCUACGCCACGACCACCAAUACUCCCACCUUCACUCCCAGAAGCCGCAGAUCUCCUUCUUCAGCACCUAUAGAGAGGAGUCCAGUCACAGAACGCAAAAGCACAGUCAAGACAGAGGAGACCACCACCAGCUUCACCCCCUCCUUCACUCCCAGCAGCCGCAGAUCUCCUUCUCCAGCACCUUUAGAGAGGAGUCCAGUCACAGAACGCAAAAGCACAGUCAAGACAGAGGAGACCACCACCACCUUCAUCCCCUCUUUGAUUCCCAGCAUCACUCCCAGUAUCCGCAGAUCGCAUUCUCCAACUUUUGCACCUUUAAACUGGAGUCCAGUUGCAGAACGCAAAAGCAGAGUCAAAACAGAGGAGACCACAACCACAGUCAUCUCCUCUUCUAGCUCCGUACAAAAGGCGCCGGAGUCUAGGCGCCCAUUGUCGCGCAUACAGACUGAGGUGGGGGCCCCCUCCUCUGGUUUUCUGUACAAACAACAACCACAGACCAGCUCGAUGGAACCCAAGCCUCCCGGGGUGUCUCAUGUUUCCGCCUCCCUCCCCAGGAGCUACCAGAAAUCGGAUAGCGCACGUAUAACCUCAGUUGUCACGGCAAGGCCCUUCGGGACCCAGUCGUCCCGCCUCAGCUCCAUGCCCCGUCCGUUCAUAGCCGGACAGACGGACACCGCUCAGAAGCGUGUCAACGGCAGCGCAGAUGUUCCGAAGAAGCCGUCGGUGCCGAGCCGCUAUCAACAGUUCAUGACCUCUGAGGACGAGGCUCAAUCUCAGUCCAGCUCAGUCCACAGCAGUGAGGACGAGGAGGACGAGGAAGAAGAAGAAGAAGAAGAGAAGACCACAGUGAAGGGCAUGACCUCUAUUAAGAGUGUCUCACCUGUCCCUCCUCAAUUCAAGAGUGAAACUCCAGUCAGUCCUGCUCCUGCCAAAGAAACUAGCCAGGAGAACUACUGUGAGAUGCGGAUCAGCCUGAACCAGAAGCCUAACAGGCAGCAAGGCUUCCAGGCAGUGUGGGACUCGACAGGAGCUCGUGUCACCACCAUCCAGCCAGUUAGUUUGCUCUUGUUGUACUUGUUCCUAUAUGUGCAAGCUUGUCAACCCUGUGUUGCUUCAGUAUUUGACCUUGAGGUAGACCUCAUUGUUUUUGUUCUGUCUGUCAAUGUCAGAAGUAUUGAUCGUAUGAUUGUUCUCUUUCAAGGAGGAUCAGAGUCUGCAAUGCCAGAUAUUCUUGUUCCCCCAAUCGUUCCUUCCAGCCGCUGGUCCUGGGACCCCGAAGAGGAGCGCAAAAGACAGGAGAAAUGGCAGAAGGAGCAGGAGCGCCUCCUACAGGAGAAAUAUAAGCGCGACCAGGAGAAGAUGCAUGAGGAGUGGAUGAAGGCUCAGCAGGAGGUGGCCGACAGCGUAGCAGAAGAAGAUGAGCCAGAGAGCCCGGUGGUGGACAGACACAGCCUCAGCCCACACUCACCCGUCUCCCCCUUCAACCCGCCAGCCUUUCUUUCAUGGGAGGAGGAGGAGAGAAAGAGGAAAGCGGAACAGGAGCGCCAAAGGCUGGAGGAAGAGCAGGAACGCCAAAGGCUGGAGGAAGAGCAGGAACGCCAAAGGCUGGAGGAAGAGCGGGAACGCCAAAGACAGGCGGAGGAGAGGAGGAAGAGGGAGGAGGAGGAGGAGGAGGAGCGUGAGCUGCUGCGUCUUCAGGAGGAGAGAAAGCAGAAAGAAAGACAGGAGGAAGAGGAGAGAAAGAUGAGGGAGGAGGAAGAGCUGAGAUGGCAGAAGAGGAGAGAGGAGGAGAGGCGGCAGGAAGUUGCAGAGCAUCAGCGCAGAGAGCGGGAGAGAGCCCAGCAGCAGCAGUGGGCCGGUGACUCCCAUGGCUUUGCCAAUGUCCAGCCGUCUCUGUCCUUUACAGACAGGUCAGUACUGUACAGGACGGGCUGUGUUUGCCUUUGUCAAAGUGCAUCUGCAGUCAUAACAUAAUGCUACUUUCUGUGUUCAGCUAUUUGUGCUCAUAUUACCUGCUUGCUUCAUACUAUGUUAUAAUAAAAACAACUAUCUCUUACAAUGUAUUAUAGCAUGUCUGAAUAAUGACUUUAACAGGUUGUGUUGGCAACGCUUUAAUUUAGGUCCUAGUAUUUAUGAGCACUACAGUAUAUGAUACUUUAAUAAAUGGUAGUUUGGAGCAGAUAUAAGUGUUUGUUAAUGUAUUUGUCACUAACCAAAACCCCUUCUGUGGACACUGGAGGCUGCUGUAUAACGAUCUGGUAAAACACAGUUGUAAUUUAUACAUAAAA
Messenger RNA from Notothenia coriiceps (black rockcod), 5949 nucleotides. Its product is annotated as LIM domain only protein 7-like. The record is from RefSeq and is a predicted model, not a curated record. Gene Ontology annotation, molecular function: protein binding. NCBI's taxonomy places the organism in Eukaryota, Metazoa, Chordata, Actinopteri, Perciformes, Nototheniidae. Gene Ontology annotation, biological process: regulation of cell adhesion; regulation of signaling.